UAUCUAGCUCUAUAUAUUAUUAUUCUGUAUUCGUCGAUCAUUCAUUCAUCCGGCCGCGCACGCACUAUAUAGUGGCAACCGCAUUGCACUCGCAGCAGUCAUCGCGCCAACACCAUCGCCAACGUCCAGCACCACAUGCAGCUCGCACUACAUCGCGACACACUCAACCGCUGCCGCAUCACGCCGCUGGCGCACAAGCAGCAUCGCGCUGCACGUUUCGACAUUGUUGACACUCGCUGUUGUGCACGCACAUACAAUACGCACAUAUCCCCGGGCCGCCGUGCCAGUGUUUGCAAUUCAACGGUAUAACAGUAUUACAAUAGUUUAGCCGGCGCACUCCGCUUCAUCACGGCACAGCUUUUGCCCGCGAAGAACGGUCGAUAGCGCUGCGCACGACUAGUUCGAGCAUAACGGAAGGCGACGACGGCGGCGCGUCCACGAGUUGCGGAAGCAGCAGCAGCAGCCGCUGUACAGAUAUAUAUAUACCAUUCGAGCGGUACGGCGUGCUCGUGGCGAAAGCAUCAGGACGUGCGUGAGACGAGAGAGCACUACUACCGACAGCGGUGACGAUUGCGGCCAGUAAUCGCGAAACCCGGCGCAAGUUCACCUGCACCAUCCAGGGUUUAAGCUUACACGAGUUAAACCAAACGACAGUGGCAGCAGCAGCAGUACACUAUUGAGUAGCCCUAGUCGCAGUGAAUGCAGUCCAUCGUCGUCACACCCACCAUCGCCGAACUCACCAAAUCAGUUGUUGCCUACCAUAAACAGCACUAACAGCAACCAAAGUUCCCAACGUCAAUCCAGAAAAAGGAUUAGGGUGAUUCCUGUCCAUCGAGUUAAACCUUACAAAAAAAGGCGAAUAUUCAAUGACAAGAGAUCAGUAUCGCCCCUAAUUGAUGCGCAUAGUAGAAGUAACUUAGACAUUCACCAAAACCCCAACGACAAUUCUAAUAAUAAAAAAAGCAUUCAAAAUCCGUCUUGUACGACUGAGGAUAAAAGCCAUCUCUGUUCAUCGCAUACUGACUGCUUGUCAAGCUUGAAUACUCUAGAAGCUGUCACCCUCGCCAAAAGUAAAGCUCAUAUAGAGAAUAAUGUCGAUGAUCUUAUGAAUGAACUGCAAACUUCAUUUAAUAUUACUCGUAUGGUCUUCAACAAUCAUAGAAGUUUCGUCCAAUCAAAACUUAAUCAAAUGACUCAACAGUGUGAACAAUUGAGCAUCAGCUUGAACAAAUCUUAAUACAUUUUAAGCCAAUUACCAUAACCUAUCAACAGACUCUAAUCACCGAAGCUAACCAAACCAACUACUAGACGUUCGUCGACGGAUUAUCCAGCCACGGAAAUAUCAAAAUGGAUAACCCGGCAGCAGUGUUGACGGAUGACGUGGAGGAUUGGAGUUCCAGGGCGCCAUCGACGGGCAGUAAUCAGCCCCAGACACAGGUUCGGUUAAGCGGUGGUUCCGACGGCAUCUACAGUACCAAUAUCCCCAAUAAUUCACCACAAACACAAUCACCAACACCCCAUCAGAAACAACAAUUUCAACAGCCAUCCCCACAGCAACAUUACAAGCGCAAUGCGUCCACCUACUCAAUAGACAUUCCAGCAACCCUCGGACUGAUGGUGACGAACGGCAAUCCCGCUGCCAAUGGAGGAUCAACUACAUCGUCUACUAUGAAGCUGACCGAGUAUUCGAGCAGCGGAAGCAACAGCAGCAACAGCGGGAGCGUCGGCGAUGGAACCGCGACGGCCACAUCGUACAUCAUAUCCGGCAGCAACGGCGAAAAGGCCGAUGGCAAAGGAAUGGUCGGCGGACGACGCCGCAAAGGCAAGAAGCAGCCGCGUUACGACCCGUUCCAGAUGCGAGACAAGUCUAAGGCGACCACUGACAGCGGUGCCUUAUUGCAUCUGAUCAAGAGCAGUCUCGGCAGUGGCAUCUUAGCCAUGCCAAACGCGUUCAAAAACGGUGGGCUCAUCUUCGGACUUGUCGGCACUGCAGCCAUCGGAGCGCUUUGCACGCAUUGCAUAUACCUAUUGGUGCUCUGUUCGCAAGCGCUAGCCCGCCGCACUCGCCGCCCUGCCCUCGGCUUUGCCGACACCGCCGCAGCCGCUUUCAGCACUGGUCCGCGCCGGUUCCGUGCCUGGGCCCCGUUCGCCAGAGAGUUUGUCAACGCCGCCUUGUUCUGCACGUAUUAUUUUGGUAACACCGUAUACGUAGUGCUCGUCGCCGCUUCCUUCAAGCAGGUGGCCGACACGCACACACCGCCGGAAUGGCACAUGCCAGUCCGCGCCUGGAUCCUCGGCCUGGCCAUUCCGCUGGUGCCGCUAGGCAUCGUCCGUUCGCUCCGUCUGCUGGUCCCGUUCUCGGCCAUAGCCACAGCGUUCAUCUUGGUCGGCUUGGGUUGCACCAUGUCGUGGGUGGUGACAGGCGUCAGCCUGUUCGCCGACGAGAGUGCCCUGACGGCGGCCGUACCGCUGCCGGACAUCGGGUCCCGCCCGUGGAUCGCUCCCGUAGGCCACAUGCCCCUGUUCUUCGCCACCGUCCUGUUCGCCAUGGAGGGCAUCGGCACCGUACUCCCGAUCGAAAACUCGAUGCGCCAUCCUCAGAGGUUCCUCAAGGCUCGUCCUUGCGGAGUUCUGAACGCCGCCAUGGUUCUGGUCGUGUGUUUGUACUCGGUCGCCGGAUUCCUCGGAUAUUUGCGUUUCGGUGACGCCACUGACGGAUCGAUUACGCUCAAUCUGCCCAACGAUCUGUUUGCAGAGUCGGUGAAAAUCAUGGUGGCGCUGUCCAUACUGUUCUCGUACGGUCUGCAGUUCUGCGUGCCCAGCGAGAUAGUGUGGACCCGCCUGGAGCCGUGGCUGCGCAAGCGUCGCCAAAACGGCAAGUACUCCGCGGACAGCAAGACGUCCUGCGGCGCGGCCGUGAACACCAUCGCCGGCAGCACCAUGUCUACGGCCACAGCGGUCACCACGACCAGCGCCAAGUCCGUGAACGAGAAAAAGCAGCUCGAACUCGAGGACCUGCAGGACAAACCCAUGGAAGGAGCUUACUACGUGAUGAGAGCCUCCAUGAUCCUGGGAACCGUAUUUAUCGCCGCCCUGGUGCCCGACUUGGCGCCGUUCAUCUCGCUCAUCGGCGCGGUGUUCUUCUCAAUACUGGGCCUGAUGUGUCCGGCCGUCAUCCAUCUGGCCGCGUUCUGGAACCACGGCGACGAGGACGGCGAGGACACGGACGACGCGACCGACUCGGAGGACGACUUGGACUUUGACGGCGACUACUACGCGGUGGACGACGACACGGACUUGGAGGCGGUGCAGCGACAGCCGCAGCGGAGGAGAAGCAGUGGCCGGUCGACGCGACGCCACCGUAAGGGCAUGAGCCGUUGGACCGUGGCCAAGGACGUGGCCAUCGUGUUGAUCGCGCUCAUCGCGCUGGUGUCCGGCACGUACGCGUCGCUCGUGGACAUCGUGGCGUUCUACGGGUCCGGCGGCGAGGGCGGCCAUCACGCGGCCACCGGAAACGGCACCGCCGUCGCUUCCGGCACCACCACCAUCGGCCCGGGACCGGAAUCGGCGUUCCUGAUAGCGGCCAACGCGGGACAGCAAUAGAGCGGAGGACAGAUUGGAGGACGGGAAAACAAAACGAUAUACAAUGAGAUAAUAAUAUUAUAAUAUACACCAACCACUGCACCAAAGGCUGUCGUCAUCGUCGCCCGCCCCCGCCCGCCCGGCAUGGCUAUAAUGGUUACCUAUACCUUUACUUUGAUCACUGUUGUGAUACGCACCUCUCCUAUUUUAUUUUUUUUUAUUUUUCAAUCACCUGUGCGCCUUUUUGUCCGAAUCAUUAAUUCAUCGUCGAAAACAUUCCCCCCCCCCUCCCAAUGUAUACUUAUAUAGACCUCCCUACAUUUUUGAUAUAAUAUUUUUUAAACUGUCGUCUGUCGAUGUGAUUAUAUAUUUUGGUAAUGACAUCGACACCGCCGCCCAUGUAUAUUAUUAUCUUAUUAUUGCCGUAUUGCCUUUUGUUUUUAAAAUUUUUAUUUUUAUUUAUUAACUACCCAUGUGUAUGAUAUAAUAUAUAUAUUAUAAUUCCAGUAUAUUAUAAUUAUUGUUACUUGAUAAGUUAGUGUGUAGUUCUAUGCGAGCGCAAACAUUUUUUUCCACGUUGUUUUUCGCUUUUAAGCUUCCCUAUAUAUAAUAUUAUUUAUUACAAUAAUUAUUAUAAUCAUGACAAUUUCAUUAUGAUUUACAUUUAUCGUUAGUACAUUAGUUUUAAUAUUAAGAUUUUUUUUUAACGUUGUUGGGUUUAAUAUAACAAACGCGUGAAAGUUCACGAGAACAUAUUUAAAUAUUUUGUAAUCAUAUAACAUACAAUUAAUAUAGUACAUUAGUAUACAUUAUUAUUAAAAUUCAAAAUAUUACUACUUUUGAUAUUCGCACGUUAUAAUUUAUUAUUUAUUUCACUGUUGAUUCUUAAGAACGCUUAAUAUAUACAACAGAAAAUCAUAAAAGACAUUUUGUAUGGUACUCAUGAUUAUUAUAUUCUAUACGAAUAAUCAUAAUAUCUAAUAUUAUAAAAUAUGUAUAGCUGUCAAUUAAAAAAAAUUUGUUUAUUAUUA
This is a messenger RNA of Myzus persicae (green peach aphid), 4613 nucleotides long. Its product is annotated as proton-coupled amino acid transporter-like protein pathetic. Gene Ontology annotation, biological process: amino acid transmembrane transport. The transcript is spliced from 10 exons. Bases 1348 to 3603 code for a protein of 751 amino acids. Gene Ontology annotation, molecular function: amino acid transmembrane transporter activity. Lineage: Eukaryota; Metazoa; Arthropoda; Insecta; Hemiptera; Aphididae. Gene Ontology annotation, cellular component: vacuolar membrane. The record is from RefSeq and is a predicted model, not a curated record.